Molecule: messenger RNA, 771 nt
Organism: Populus euphratica (Euphrates poplar)
Lineage: Eukaryota; Viridiplantae; Streptophyta; Magnoliopsida; Malpighiales; Salicaceae
Product: probable nucleoredoxin 1
Exons: 3
Coding region: 114-701 (195 amino acids)
Molecular function (GO): thioredoxin-disulfide reductase (NADPH) activity
Source: RefSeq, a predicted model, not a curated record
UUUGGCCGGGCGUGCAGGUAAUUUAAAGGAGCCUUAGCCUCGAAGUUCCAUUACAGAGCAACUGGGAUUGGCAAUUGUUCUAGCCUUUUGAGUAGUUCAUCACAUAGCUCGCUAUGGCCACCGAAGACGUUUCUCUCGACCUUUCAACGCUUCUUUCUUCAGAAGGGAGGGACUUUCUCAUCCGAAACAAUGGUGAUCAGGUUCCGGUCAGCAAUUUGGUUGGGAAGAUCGUGGGAGUCUAUUUCUCUGGUUCGUGGUGCGGGCCGUGCCGUAAUUUCACUCCGUUGUUGGUAGAAGUCUAUGAACAGCUAUCAUCCAAAGGGGACUUUGAGGUGGUCUUCAUUUCUUCUGACAGAGACGAUGAAUCUUUCAACACAUACUUCUCCGAAAUGCCAUGGCUUGCUAUUCCCUUCUCCGAUACGGAGACCCGCAAACGUCUUAAGGAAGUGUUCAAAGUAAGAGGGAUCCCUAAUCUCGUCAUUUUUGAUACGAAUGGCAAGGUUUCCUGCGAUAGUGGAGUCAGCACGGUCAAGGAACAUGGCGUGGAUGGGUAUCCGUUCAACCUUGAUAGACUGAAUUUCCUGAAAGAGCAAGAAGAGAACGCUAAGAAGAAUCAAACCAUAAGCUCUAUAUUGGUUUCCAGCUCACGUGAUUACGUGAUUUCAAAUGAUGGAAAAAAAGAUCCCUGUGUUGGACCUUGAAGGAAAAUUGGUUGGCUUGUAUUUUUCAGCCCAUGCUCGUAGGAUGUGCCGUGAGUUCAAUCCUAAACUA